CGGAUGGAAUUCGAACGCCAUCUUUAUACCAGCGCUACCGGUAGCUACACUGGGGACGCUAAGCUGCUGCUCCACCACCACGGGAACCGCCGACUGACUAACCCACGUUCGAGCCUCUCUCCCUCCACCCGCACAUCAUCGACAGCCUGAUACUGAAAACCAUGGCAGACCGAGAGCACUUAGUAUAUCAGGCUAAACUCGCCGAACAAGCCGAGAGAUAUGAUGAAAUGGUUGAGUCCAUGAAGGAGGUGGCGGGGAUGGAUGUUGAGCUGACGGUGGAGGAGAGGAACCUGCUGUCGGUGGCGUACAAGAACGUGAUCGGCGCCCGCCGUGCCUCCUGGAGGAUCAUCAGCAGCCUGGAGCAGAAGGAGGAGAGCAAGGGCGGGGAAGACAAACUCAAAAUGAUCCGGGAAUACCGGCAAACGGUUGAGACUGAGCUGAAAUCAAUCUGUAACGACAUUCUGGAUGUACUGGACAAGCACCUUAUUCCUGCUGCAAACACAGGAGAGUCCAAGGUCUUCUACUACAAAAUGAAGGGUGACUACCACAGGUACCUGGCAGAGUUCGCCACGGGCAACGACAGGAAGGAGGCGGCGGAGAACAGUUUGGUGGCGUACAAAGCGGCCAGCGACAUCGCCAUGAUCGAGCUUGCUCCCACGCACCCCAUCCGGCUCGGACUGGCUCUCAACUUCUCAGUCUUUUAUUAUGAAAUUCUCAAUUCCCCCGACCGUGCGUGCAGGUUGGCGAAGGCAGCAUUUGACGACGCCAUCGCAGAACUGGACACCUUGAGUGAGGAGAGCUACAAGGAUUCCACCCUCAUCAUGCAGCUGUUACGGGACAACCUAACGCUAUGGACCUCAGACAUGCAGGGAGAUGAUUCUUAAGGACUGUCCCUUUCUCCCCUUCCCUAUAGAACUGUAUUAGUGAAGAACAGAACAAAGAGACUGUGCAGGAUGUGGAGGAGGAGACCCAGUGAGACGUCACACGGCCAAAACUACACCCCCGUUCCUGCCCCUGCUGCCCCCAUCUACCUGCCCUGACCCCUGCUGCCCCCAUCUACCUGCCCUGACCCCUCCCCCCCCCCCGGUUCUCCAGGGGUUGGGGGGUUCCCACCUCUGCUUUAACUCUGACCCAGCCCCCCUCCCUCCCUUCUCUCUCUGUCUCUCUCUCUCUGUCUCUCUCUCUCUGUCUCUCUCUCUCUCGCUCUACCUCUGGUCUCAGAGCCCCUGACGGCUGCCUGGAGUUGAUCUCUUCUUUUUCUCUGUCUUUAUUUGAUAUCCCCAUUAAUUAAUUGCCCCUUUAAUUAAAAUAUAUAUCCAUGGAGAUAAACACAAGCAAACCUUUUCAGCCUGACUGGCUGAUGGAUUCAUUUUAAACCUCUGGUUACAAAUCUGCUCUGUAAGGUUUGUGUCUUCUUUUUGGAUAAGUUGUUUUCCGUCUAUAGAUGUCGCUACAUCCUCAGUUGCCAAGUACGUUUUGCCUGCAGUGGUCACAUUCACAUGACAAAAACGUAGAUUUUUAACACUGAAACAUUACCCUCAUGCUGUCAGGUGUGUCUAGACUGUAACUGGCCUCUGCUCUCACGAGAGGAGGAGGACUGAUGCUCUCAAAAGGGACAUGAGCUUCUAGAAGGAACCCAGGGGCCCUGUAAUUUGGUAGAUAGCCCUCCUCUCUCUCUGUCUCUCUCUCUCAUUGUUCAUAGUCCCCCUUCAGUUCUGGUUUCCUGUUCGAGUUUGGUCUGAGUUCGUCUGGGCGUGUUGUGAGGUCUGGUGCUUGUGGCUGGAGAGGGGGAGGUGUGUAGCAGAAAGAGCCCUCACACGCCUCCUCUCUGAGGGGGAGUACGUGCACCUUUGCUGGGCCUCGGUUUUAAGGAAAGAAAAUACACAUCCAGGGUUAAAGCUUCCUGCCCCGUUCUCCCCACCCGCCAACUUACGUUGUUCAGAAUAGCCCUCCUCUCCUCCUCUCGUCUCUUUCUUUUCUCUCUUUCUCUCUGUCCCCCCACCCCCCCACCUCUCCUUCCUUGUUUUCUCUUCCGUUCAGUAUGUGGAACUUGAAUCAGAUUUGUACUACUGGAUCCUCAGCGCGUGGCCCUCGCCCCGUCUGUAUUCUUACUGAAACACAGCAUGGAAUUAACAUUAAACUUCAACUAAAAAACAAACCUGAAUGAAA
Osmerus eperlanus (European smelt) is the source of this 2169-nucleotide messenger RNA. Its product is annotated as 14-3-3 protein epsilon-like. The transcript is spliced from 7 exons. Gene Ontology annotation, biological process: intracellular protein localization; signal transduction; regulation of mitotic cell cycle. Bases 162 to 884 code for a protein of 240 amino acids. The record is from RefSeq and is a predicted model, not a curated record. Gene Ontology annotation, molecular function: phosphoserine residue binding. Gene Ontology annotation, cellular component: cytoplasm. Lineage: Eukaryota; Metazoa; Chordata; Actinopteri; Osmeriformes; Osmeridae.